UCUAUCUGUAACAGAACACACACGCACGCGCAUCGCACGUGGCUCGAGUCUCCAUUCGCCCUCUGCUCGUGGGAGACUGGUUUCCGUGGAAUAUAUCAAAACAAAAGCGACACGAUUAUCAGGAUUUAACAGGAAGCGAAACACGUGACUUAACUGUAUGCACAGCUGAUUGGGAUCUACCGUUGUCUAGCUGUGAUAGUGAAUUUAGAUACUAACAUCAUGUCCGAAAAAUCAGACUCGGUAGACAUUCAAGAUCUACAGGAUAUACAAACACCUUUUGGGGUGCCUUUGAAGGGGAUCUAUAAACGGAGUUUUGCUUAUAUAACAAUCAAAGAUAGAUUACCAAUAAUUCUAACUAAAAUAAUUGAUACUCUUAGUCGUGAUAAGGACAACAUUGCAAGGAAAUAUGGGGAGAAUGCCACGGAAGAAAUUAAGCAAUUGGUAGGAUUUAUUAGUAAAUUAAAAAACGAAAUAGUUACAAACAAAACUUUAAAGCCUCUGCAAUUGCUACCCAAUGUAACAGGUAAUGAUGCUGAAGAAUGGAAUAGAUAUUUAAUUAAAAGGAGCGCAAUAGAAGGCGGUACACCAACAUGGUUUAAUACAGAUUGGUUAUACUGCGAAUGUUAUAUGUAUCGAACACUUGCACAAGAGAUUGCUCUCAAAAAAUAUUUACACAGUUACGAUCCUUUCAGACAACAGAAAGAAGGUGCAUUUAUUAAUUCACUAGCUUGUAUAGUUGCACUUUGUAGUUAUACAAUGAAAUUUGUACAAAGAUCUGAAUCUUUGUCAGAAGUUGAAAUUAAAGAAGAGCUUUCUAAAUUUAUUCAACUAAAUCUUUGGGGCAAUAAAUGUGACUUGUCCCUAAGUGCAGGAGCAGAAGUUAGUCAAAGUUAUAACCCCAUAGAAAUUUUACAGUCAAUGUAUAAAGAUAUUCUUGUAGAUCAAACAGAAUUUGUUUGGAAUUUAUUAAAAAAGAGAGAAACUAAUGUAAAAAUAGACAUGAUAUUGGACAAUGCAGGAUACGAACUGUUUACUGAUUUAUGCCUAGCAGUAUUUCUAAUUGCUUGUAAAUUUGCUGUAAAAAUAAGAUUCUAUGUAAAACUUUAUCCAUGGUAUGUCAGUGAUACAACAAAAAAUGAUUUCAAUUGGACUCUAGAUUAUAUGAUGAAUUCACCAAAUAAAGACCUACAAGAAUUAGCUAAACUAGCAAGUAACCACUUGAAGAAUAAUGUAUGGACUAUUGAGGAAGAGUCCUACUGGACAGGACCUUAUGAUUUUGCAGCUAUGAAAGAGCAAGAUAAAGUGUUGUAUGCAAAAUUAUCAGAAGCUAAACUAGCCAUAUUUAAAGGUGAUUUAAAUUAUAGAAAAUUAUUAGGUGAUAUAAAUUGGGAAUAUACAACAGAAUUUAAUCAAGUAUUGAGAGGUUUUCAACCAACACACAUUCUUAGUUUAAGAACAGUGAAAUCAGAUGUUUGUGUUGGCUUACCAUCUGGUAUGGCAGAUGAACUAUUUAAGAAAGAUGAAAAUUGGAUGUUUACUGGACAGUAUGGGCUUAUUGACUCAACUUUGGCUGGAACUUGUAAAUGUUCUAACACAUGUUAAAAUGUUAAAUACGAAAACACGGAAUAUAAAAAUACUUAGUGUGUUAUUGCAUGUACUUUGUACACAUUAUUCGUCUUUGUAUAUAAUUGACUGUACAUAUACAGUCUAACAGUGAACAGCUACAGCUUCUAAUUAAAUUAUUAUAAUUCAUACACUCAUUACUUGAUAGGAAUAUAGAAAAUUUGACUGUUUAGCUUACAUGGUAAUGUGAUUGAAAUUAUGAAUGAUAGAGAACUAGUCUAUAUGUUCCCUAUUUCAGAAAAAUUUUUUAAACAUUUGAUAUAAAUUUCUAUGUAUAUACAUUUUUUAUCUUUCAAUAAUAUACGUGACUCUACUAAAAACAGAA
This is a messenger RNA of Hylaeus anthracinus, 1948 nucleotides long. Its product is annotated as damage-control phosphatase ARMT1-like. The coding region runs from base 220 to 1602 and encodes 460 amino acids. Gene Ontology annotation, cellular component: cytoplasm; nucleus. NCBI's taxonomy places the organism in Eukaryota, Metazoa, Arthropoda, Insecta, Hymenoptera, Colletidae. The record is from RefSeq and is a predicted model, not a curated record. Gene Ontology annotation, molecular function: phosphatase activity. The transcript has 7 exons. Gene Ontology annotation, biological process: DNA damage response.